Messenger RNA from Chinchilla lanigera (long-tailed chinchilla), 1729 nucleotides. RefSeq names its product ATP synthase, H+ transporting, mitochondrial F1 complex, beta polypeptide (gene Atp5f1b). The coding region runs from base 82 to 1578 and encodes 498 amino acids. The record is from RefSeq and is a predicted model, not a curated record. The transcript has 10 exons. Lineage: Eukaryota; Metazoa; Chordata; Mammalia; Rodentia; Chinchillidae. Gene Ontology annotation, molecular function: proton-transporting ATP synthase activity, rotational mechanism; ATP binding; ATP hydrolysis activity. Gene Ontology annotation, biological process: proton motive force-driven mitochondrial ATP synthesis; proton transmembrane transport.
GGCGGAACGGGCCUGGCCCCUGCCGCAGAGGAGCAGGCGGCAAGGACGGCCGCGGCGCGCAGUCUCCACCCGCACUCCGCCAUGUUGAGUCUGGUGGGCCGUGUGGCCGCUGGGUCGGCCUGCGGGGCCUUGCGGGGCCUCAGCCCUUCGGCGUCGCUGCCCCAAGCUCAGCUGUUACUGCGGGCCGCCCCGGCGGCGGUGCAGCCCGCCAAAGACUAUGCGGCGCAGACCGCCCCCGCGCCCAAGCCGGGCGCCGCCGCCGGGCGCAUCGUGGCGGUCAUCGGCGCGGUGGUGGACGUCCAGUUCGACGAGGGGCUGCCGCCCAUCCUGAACGCCCUGGAAGUGCAAGGCAGGGACACCCGGCUGGUGCUGGAGGUGGCCCAGCAUUUGGGUGAGAGCACUGUAAGAACCAUUGCUAUGGAUGGUACAGAAGGCCUGGUCAGAGGCCAGAAAGUCCUGGAUUCUGGCGCACCGAUCAGAAUUCCCGUUGGUCCUGAGACCUUGGGCAGAAUCAUGAAUGUCAUUGGAGAACCUAUUGAUGAGAGAGGGCCUAUCAAAACCAAACAAUUUGCUGCUAUUCAUGCUGAGGCUCCUGAGUUCGUGGAGAUGAGUGUUGAGCAGGAAAUUCUGGUGACUGGGAUCAAGGUUGUGGACCUGCUGGCUCCCUAUGCUAAAGGUGGCAAAAUCGGGCUCUUCGGUGGUGCUGGAGUGGGCAAGACAGUAUUGAUCAUGGAGUUAAUCAACAAUGUCGCCAAAGCCCAUGGUGGUUACUCUGUGUUUGCUGGUGUGGGUGAGAGGACCCGCGAGGGCAAUGACUUAUACCAUGAAAUGAUUGAAUCUGGUGUAAUCAAUCUAAAAGAUGCUACCUCGAAGGUAGCAUUGGUGUAUGGUCAAAUGAACGAACCACCUGGUGCUCGUGCCCGGGUAGCCCUGACUGGACUGACUGUGGCUGAAUACUUCAGAGACCAAGAGGGUCAAGAUGUACUGCUGUUUAUUGAUAACAUCUUUCGCUUCACCCAGGCUGGCUCAGAGGUACGGGAAAUCAUUAGAGGACCUGUUCAGGCUAUCUAUGUCCCUGCUGAUGACUUGACCGACCCCGCCCCUGCCACUACUUUUGCCCACUUGGAUGCCACUACCGUGCUGUCGCGCGCGAUUGCCGAGCUGGGUAUCUAUCCGGCUGUGGAUCCUUUGGACUCCACCUCUCGCAUCAUGGAUCCUAACAUUGUUGGCAGUGAGCAUUAUGAUGUUGCCCGUGGGGUACAAAAGAUCCUUCAGGACUACAAAUCCCUCCAGGACAUCAUUGCCAUCCUGGGUAUGGAUGAACUUUCUGAGGAAGACAAGUUGACCGUGUCCCGGGCACGGAAAAUACAGCGUUUCUUGUCUCAGCCAUUCCAGGUUGCUGAGGUCUUCACAGGGCAUAUGGGGAAGCUGGUACCCCUGAAGGAGACCAUCAAAGGAUUCCAGCAGAUUUUGGCAGGUGACUAUGACCAUCUCCCAGAGCAGGCCUUUUACAUGGUGGGGCCCAUUGAAGAAGCUGUGGCAAAAGCUGAUAAACUGGCAGAAGAGCACGCGUCCUGAGAGCCUCCUGCCAGCAGAAGUUCUCAUCCCCCAUGCUGCCCUUCUCUUUGCCGCUAACCCUGAAGUUUCUGUGUAGGCCGCACAAGAGCCUCAGUUGAAGACAUUGCACCUGAAGAGUAUUUAAGGUUUCCAAUAAAAUGUAAACCCUUCA